CGGCGGCGGCUGCUCUCGCUGCGCCCGCUCCCGCGCGCUGUCCUCCCACCGCGGGUGGGCUCCGCAGCCUCUGCCGACCGCGGCCCGUGCCCGGUGGCGGCUCUCGCCCUCCGCUGGGGGCGGCCUGGCGCGUGUGGCCCCUCCCGGGGGCUCCCCUCUCCUACCCGCGGUUCCCUUUUGCAGCUGGCUCGGGCACCCAACUUUGCCUUUCCUGGUCCGUCGCCCCCGCUGGGCGCGAACCUGCUCACUCCCGGCCCGGCUGCGCGCCCGGGGACCGUGCGCCUGGCGCUCAAAUCGACGUCCCCAGCCCGGAGCGCAGCGAGUGGCGGGUGGCUCUGGGGAAGUGGCAGGGGGCGACGGCGGCCGCUGCCUUGACUUCCCUCGCCGGUGAACUGAAGAGGACCCUCAGAGCUGCUCCGGGGCCCUAGGCGCUGGAUGAUUGGCAAGAGGAGCGCGCCUCGCACCUGGCACAGGGCGGGGGACAGCCGGUGGAUGCGCGUACAGGAUUAGGACUACCCUCCGUGCGGGGCACCCACAGUUGAGCUAGUGCACGGGCUGGAAGUUUGUGUCCCUGUCUUUGCCGAGGUCGGAGCGUGCCGAGUGCCGGCGUGUGAGUUGGGCUUGAGCGCCCAGGUGCUGUGGAUCCUUAGUGUGAUACAUGAUCCGGGAAACGUUCCCAGCUUUCCCUCCUUGGCCCUUGCCCCACAUGACAGGAAGACGAGCUUCUGGUUAGAAGACAAGUGCCCAGAGUCCAAGGCCGUCUGCCCACCAUGAAGGGGACCUGCGUCAUUGCAUGGCUGUUCUCCAGCCUGGGGUGGUGGAGACUCGCCCAGCCGGACACGGACGCAUCUCAGUGCCAGAGAGCGGAGCACCCGGUCAUUUCCUAUAAAGAAAUUGGCCCCUGGUUACGGGAGUUCAGAGCGAAGAAUGCUGUGGAUUUCUCGCAGUUAACAUUUGACCCAGGACAGAAAGAACUUGUUGUAGGAGCAAGAAACUACCUCUUCAGGUUACAGCUUGAGGAUUUGUCUCUGAUCCAGGCUGUGGAGUGGGAGUGUGAUGAAGCCACCAAGAAGGCCUGUUACAGUAAGGGCAAGUCCGAGGAGGAAUGUCAGAACUACAUCCGGGUGCUUUUGGUGGGUGGUGACCGGUUAUUUACCUGUGGGACCAACGCUUUCACGCCUGUCUGCACCAAUCGCACGUUGAAUAACCUGACCGAGAUCCAUGAUCAGAUCAGUGGCAUGGCCCGCUGCCCCUACAGUCCGCAGCACAAUUCCACGGCUCUUCUCACGGCCGGUGGGGAGCUGUACGCUGCUACGGCCAUGGAUUUUCCCGGACGGGAUCCUGCCAUUUACCGGAGUCUGGGCAUCUUGCCUCCUCUCCGCACGGCGCAGUACAACUCCAAAUGGCUCAACGAACCAAACUUCGUGUCCUCUUAUGACAUCGGAAAUUUCACCUACUUCUUUUUUCGAGAAAAUGCCGUGGAGCACGACUGUGGGAAAACCGUGUUCUCCAGAGCUGCCCGUGUCUGUAAGAACGACAUUGGGGGGCGGUUCCUGCUGGAGGACACCUGGACCACGUUCAUGAAGGCUCGUUUGAACUGCUCCCGGCCCGGGGAGGUCCCCUUUUACUACAAUGAACUGCAGAGCACGUUCUUCCUGCCUGAGCUGGAUUUGAUCUAUGGCAUCUUUACCACCAAUGUGAACAGCAUCGCCGCCUCGGCCGUGUGCGUCUUCAACCUGAGCGCCAUCUCCCAGGCCUUUAACGGACCCUUCAAGUACCAGGAGAACUCACGCUCUGCCUGGCUGCCGUAUCCCAACCCCAACCCCAACUUCCAGUGUGGCACGGUGGACCAGGGCCUAUACAUGAACCUGACGGAGAGGAACCUGCAGGAUGCUCAGAGGUUCAUUCUGAUGCAUGAGGUGGUGCAGCCCGUGACCUCGGUGCCCGCCUUCAUGGAGGACAACAGCCGCUUCUCCCACGUGGCCGUGGACGUGGUGCAGGGCAGGGACAUGCUGGUCCACAUCAUCUACCUGGCCACAGAUUACGGCACGAUUAAAAAAGUGCGGGCACCCCUGGCUCCGGCUGCCGGCAGCUGUUUGCUGGAAGAGAUCGAGCUCUUCCCCGAGCGGUGGGGGGAGCCCAUCAGGAGCCUGCAGAUCCUCCACAGCCAGAGUGUCCUGUUUGUGGGCCUGCAGGAGCACGUGGCCAAGGUCCCACUGAAGAGAUGCCCGUUCUACCGCACGCGCAGUGCCUGCAUUGGGGCCCAGGACCCUUACUGUGGCUGGGACAUGGUGAUGAAGAAAUGCACGAGCCUGGAGGAGAGCCUGAGCAUGAUGCAGUGGGAGCAGAGCACCUCCACCUGUCCUACGAGGAAUCUCACCGUGGACGGGCACUUCGGCGCAUGGUCUCCGUGGACGCCCUGCACGCACACGGAUGGCAGCGCCGUGGGCUCCUGCCUGUGUCGCACCCGCUCCUGCGACAGCCCGGCCCCCCAGUGUGGCGGCUGGCAGUGCGAGGGCCCCCGCAUGGAGAUCGCCAACUGUUCCAGGAACGGAGGCUGGACCCCCUGGACCUCAUGGUCUCCCUGCAGCACCACCUGUGGGAUCGGCUUCCAGGUGCGCCAGCGGUCCUGCAGCAACCCCACUCCCCGGCACGGGGGCCGGGUGUGCGUGGGACAGAACCGUGAGGAGAGAUACUGCAACGAGCAUUUGCUGUGUCCCCCGCACAUGUUCUGGACAGGCUGGGGUCCUUGGGAACGGUGCACAGCCCAGUGUGGGGGUGGUAUUCAAGCUCGCCGCAGGACCUGCGAGAAUGGACCUGACUGCGUGGGCUGUAAUGUGGAGUACCAGCCUUGCAACACCAACCCGUGCCCCGAGCUGAAGAAGACCACGCCCUGGACGCCAUGGACGCCAGUCAACAUCUCAGACAACGGGGGCCACUACGAGCAACGGUUCCGCUACACUUGCAAAGCCCGCCUGCCUGAUCCAAAUCUGCUCGAAGUGGGAAGGCAGAGAAUCGAGAUGCGGUACUGUUCCAGUGACGGAACCAGCGGCUGCUCCACAGACGGACUUUCUGGUGAUUUCCUGCGCGCUGGGAGGUACUCCGCCCACACCGUCAACGGGGCGUGGUCAGCCUGGACGUCGUGGUCACAGUGCAGCCGCGACUGUAGCAGGGGCAUUCGGCACCGGAAGCGUGUUUGCAACAACCCCGAGCCCAAGUAUGGGGGCAUGCCAUGCCUGGGCCCAUCCCUGGAAUAUCAGGAGUGCAACAUUUUGCCCUGCCCAGUGGAUGGCGUCUGGUCUUGCUGGUCUCCCUGGUCAAAAUGCUCGGCGACGUGUGGUGGUGGGCACUACAUGAGGACCCGCUCGUGCACAAACCCAGCCCCAGCCUACGGAGGAGACAUCUGCCUGGGGCUGCACACGGAGGAGGCGCUCUGCAACACGCAGCCCUGCCCGGAGAGCUGGUCCGAGUGGUCAGACUGGUCUGAGUGCGACGUGUCUGGAGUGCAGGUCCGUGCCCGCCAAUGCAUCCUUCUGUUCCCUGUGGGUAGCCAGUGUUCUGGAAACACCACCGAGAGCCAGCCGUGUGUUUUUGAUGCCAAUUUCAUCCCAGAAGUAUCUGUGGCGAGAUCCAGUAGUGUAGAAGAGAAACGGUGUGGGGAGUUCAAUGUGUUCCACAUGAUUGCCGUGGGGCUGAGCAGCUCCAUCCUGGGCUGCCUCCUUACUCUGCUCGUCUACACCUACUGUCAGCGGUACCAGCAGCAAUCCCACGAUGCCACGGUCAUCCACCCCGUUGCUCCCGCCCCGCUCAACACCAGCAUAACUAACCACAUCAACAAACUGGACAAGUAUGACUCAGUGGAAGCCAUCAAGGCGUUUAACAAAAACAACUUGAUCCUAGAGGAAAGAAACAAGUACUUCAACCCUCACCUCACUGGGAAGACCUAUUCCAACGCCUACUUUACAGAUCUCAAUAAUUACGAUGAGUACUAAUAGCUGUUACAUUUUUGGCUUCUUGUAAUCCCCCGGUUUCUCAAGGCCUGUCCUCCAUGACUGCCCAUGUUUCCAAGACUUCAGAGAUGAAGUUUGGAUACAUUUCAAGUGCAUUUCAAGCCAUGAGUGUCCCAUUGCUGCCAAAAACAGACAUCCUUAAAAGCAACAAAAAUCUAAAUAUGAUGUCGUGAAAAUCUGGUCUAAAUGCUUGAUCAUUGUUGAAUGAGCCAUGGCGUGAAGUUUUGUUUUGUUUUGUUUUUUAUUGUGCUCAGUCCAUUUUUCUAACAAGUCAGUUGUUUUUGUCAGCUUUUUAAUAAAUGUACCACCCACAUAGGAAGGAGUCUUUAGAAAUAGGAAUGUCUUCCUGCUCUUGAGCGUAAAUCUUCAUGAUGUUUUAAUUCAAGAGAAUAGACACUUCUGCUGAGAGUCCCCCUCCCUCCACCAGGAGUGUUAGAUCCAUAGUAUUUGAUAAAAUGAAGGAUAUGAAUGUGGCUGUAUAGUUAUUCACCAUGGAUCUCCCAUCUUCCCAACCUGGAUAAUUCUCUGGAAUCCUUGGAAGCGACUUGUGUGUUUGGACUUGGAAUGGUUCUCACUUGGGCAAGGGCAGGGAUUCACCCUGGCCUGGGUCUGCAGAGGUGAUGGUGUGAGGUGUGACGCACUCAUCCCUCCCUUGGUCUUGAUGCAGUUCUUGUGUUGUCCCUGGUGGAGCUGAGCUUAAAGACCAGAGACUCAGACGUGAUGAAGGGUCCAGCGUAGCCUCCAUAUUCUCCCUUCUGGAUUUCCUACCAUUCCAGGGAGCUCCUUGUCCCGUGGUUGGCCCGGAAGCCUACCUGUCCGGUCCAUAGGAACAUCCUGAAGAGCCAUUUGUAAAACCACCACUCGUUCACCAUUUGGAUAGCCUCCUCAGCCUCUCUUAUUCCUGCAAGGAAAGAUCGUGAACAUUCAUUAACACCGAUGAGGGAAAGUAUUAAAAAUACUUUGAAAUAUAGUUGAAACCAACUUUUUUUCCCCCCCAUGUUAUAGGAAGGUUUGAAAGAACUGACAUUUAAGGAGAAGUAACUUUUUAUUUUCUGUGUCCUGAUAGAACUAGUGUAUGGCUAUCAGCCCCUUCCCGGAGCAUUACUGACGUGUAGAACUGGUUUUCUGCAGCCCGUCGAUGUGCAUAUUGAAGUGUGCCCCAAGUACCCAGCUCUCAUUUGCUGCCUCCGGGUCCGGUGAGGAGGUUCUGGUGCCUUGUGUCUCUAUCUAGCUCAGUGCUGCCCUCCCCUCCGCCCCCUCCCACCUCUCCCUGCACGGAGGCAACAGCAUUUCAAGAUGGACCUUGAGAAAGCAGGGAAGUGAGGUUGUCAGAAAUCCCUGUGGUUCUGAGCAUUGAUCACCACUAAGCAUUUCAGAGUGCUGUCAUAUAUUCAUAGAGGUCCCCAAAAGGAAAAAAAGCAGGAGAAAUUACUCAUAAACAACUGAUAAAUAAUACAUGGCAGUUGGUUGAAUAGUUUUUGGAAGAAAGAACAAGAUUGAAACUGCUCAUCGGACACCCCUGACCGACACGGACAGUAAGACACAUUCUUAUUGCACAGUGAACCUUCAGAUCCGUGAACGUAGGCAGCACAGGCAGUGAGGAACGCAGACUUAUUAGCACACGUGUUUUUAAUCCUAUCCAGUUGAAAGAGACAAUUUCAGAAAGUGUUGGGGGAAAUCCCCCGUUUAGUCAAGAGUAUUGUUGUAUUGAAAACACUCUCAUACACCCAGAUUUUCAGAAGCUACUCUACUAAAAUUCCAAUUUAAAUGGCAGGGGGUCUCCGGGAGGUCAGAGAGGUCGCACCUGAAUGGUGUUCUGGGUCUUUCCGGGGGGGGAGUCCAUGUUGCCUCUCCUGCGAGUCUUGCCCGCUGUGUGAGGCUGCUCGGCUUGGACACACAGAGCUGAAGUCCACACUGAGGAGGUGAAAUUCAGCCAGCUGGUUCCCUCGUUGUUCCUCAGCUGGAUUCGCAUUGGAUGCUUUAACUUGUGUCAUCACUUUCCUCUAAGAAAAAUGUCCUCACUGAGAAGUACGAUGUAGUUGCUUCCCCAGUGUUUUCUAAGCUUAAAAGGACAUUUUACCUCCCCUGGGAAAGAGAAUACCAAUAUUUGGAGAAAGCCUCCCUGGACCUGAUUAGAAAUGCUUUCUAAGUGCUGUCCCCGCUAGACUUGAGUCCAUCCCCUGCAGUGACUGGGGGCAGCACCCACCCUCCCUGCGGAGUUGGCACCUUGGCUGACUAUACGUCCUGGAACUUACCACUGCUGAGAAAUGCUCUCAUCUUUGUUCUCUGAAACUCUACUCAAAGAAAAAUUACUCUGGCUUCUCUCUCUCUCUCUGUGUCUCUCUCACAUUCUCCUUAUUUCACAGAAUUUCAAUUCAUUAAGAAUAAUUUUAACUAUAAUCUAAGUAUUUUAAGCAGCUAUGGAGUAACUUUUGCUUCUCCAUCCUUCUGCGGCUGUUGUUCAUAGGUGUGUGCCACCCCUCCGUACCCCUGGUUGUUGCCUGAGCCCCAGGCGGGCUUUCACAGGGGUGCCUCCCAUGUCCACCUGGACCUCCUCCCUAAAGCAGCUCUCCUGGAGGCUGCCACGUUUGCCUUCCCUGUGGGUCGCAUUGGAAGUUUCUGGAUGACUUUUUCUUUCGGUCUUAUCUUUUUUUUCUUUUCCUUCCUUCUGUUUUCCUCUCUCCCUCUCUCCUUCCUUCCUUCCUAGUACUAGCAGCACAGAUAGGGACUAAUACUUUUAAGCCACACCCCCUCUGAACCUAACAUCGAAUGACACUAAUCACAGUUAAAUAUCUAGGAGUAUUUCUGGAUAGGGUUGAAGUUUGCCUGUUUUCAUUAGGAAACUGGCUUUCGGCUCACACUGGAGUCUUUGGAAGUGAUUCCCAGCGGCAGGGCUGCUCAGGGUCCUUUCUCCAGACGAAAGGAAUCCCCAUCCCGAGUGCCCAGCCUGCAGAGGCCCACGUCCUUUGGAAGGAGAACACUGCCCUGCUUUCCCCAAGGAGCGCUGUGGACCAGCGGCUGGCAUGAGCCUGACGGCUCGUCACCCCUGAGCGAUGGGACUGUGACUUGGGAGGAGCUCUGCCCCACGGAAGCCCCACCGCCGCCAGACCCGGUGCUUCCUCGCAGGGUUGCCCAGCUCGCUGGAGGCCCAUGUCCCUGCUGCUUCAGGGAGGCCUCUGCACCCCACUCCUGCGGGAGCGUUCAGCAAGCCCGCUUGGGUGCAUCCCAAGGGCAAGUGGUGCUUCCUUGAGUGUGUAUGUGGGGCGGGUGGAGGUGCCACAGGACCUGCAGAGGAGUGGACAGUGGGGGGACACGCAUCCCUGCCCCAGAGAGGCCCCUGUCCCUGGGAAGGGGCCGCCCUGUGCUCGGGGUGGACCAGGGUCUGGCCCCAUGGACUCGUGGAGUGAUGCCAAAGAGAAGAGAAGCAAAGGUGGGAAAAGGUGAAAAUAGGGACCCGGUGGCUCCCGAGCUGAGUGUGAGGGCCGGUCCCAGGUGGGCAGCCAGGAUGCACGCACAGUUCUUGGGGUCCAAUGCCGGGACUCCAGAGGGCGGGAGUGUCAGCCGAGGGUGGCCUUAUUUCCUUAUUUGUCUGCACAUGGGCGAGAGUCGUGGGGCUGAAAGCCCAGGAGGGUGAGUGCUUCCACUGGAGGCGUUGGUAGAAUCUGUGGGUCAGACCGCCUUCUGAGUUAGGGACAAAGUCUCAGCGGGGGAAUCCGGUGUCCGCAGGGCUACCUACAGGAUACAUGAGUGUGUAACGGAAGAUCAGAGGAGAUUUUAUGUGAAAUAUAUAUCAAGUCUGCACUCAGCUAAUCAUUUUGUGUAAACACUCCCUUAAUGCACAGUGAAGGUGCAGUCUUGUUUUUAGAAUAAAUCGUGGACAUGUCCCCAACAGUGUCAAAACACCUUAAGCAGGAUCUUUUACACUCCAUUGGGGUUUUCUGGUGUGUGGCAUUUGGGGUCCACUCCAUUGAAGUCAGCAUUUCCAUCUCAAAAGCUGGCUCUGGGGCACCAUCCAGGGGCAGCAGGUACCAGUGGGGGGUAGAGUGAACUGCUUCUACCUCAAAGCAGCCAUUCUCCACAGAGCAGCACUGUCCCUAAGCCUCCAGCUCCGAUAAUCAGUGUUCCCGAAGGUGGGAAUUACAAUGCGAACCUUAAGUCAAUUCACACGCAAACUCUCUGCUCUUCUUUUUAAGAUGAGGCAAAAGUGGAGUUCUCGGAUUGCAUUGGCAUGCCCAAUACAUUCAUCCCUUCUCGUGUCUCCAUUACGUCAUGGCCAUUCUUGUCACCUGGUGAGAAUAUGUGGACACAACAUUGCAGAUCUGAUUACCUAUGAUUGUCUAUUGUCAGAAAAUAAAGCCAUGCCGAGCGCCUGGCUUCUCUGGGCAAUGGGUGUGAAAUGGGAGAACGUAAAGUAACUGUCACUUUGACCAGAGGAAUACACAAAAAGGAAUGCCAUUUAUUCAGAGGUCAAAGAUUUGGAGACCAGAAACCAUCAUGGAAUCUAUUUCUGCUUUUCUCCUCUAUUGAGGUCAUUAAUAAUAACUGAUUGAAAGAUGCUUUGUAACUCUACACAUACUCAAGGUAUUCCUAUUCUCUGUUUUGAUAACCCGAUAAAAUACAGGGAAAUAAAUUGCUGGAAUCCUUGCUUUUCCCUUUGGAAACUGAAAAGUAAUGAACAAGAUGCAAUGUUGGAUUAUUGGCAGGGAUUUCUAUAAUGACUAUUCUGUCAUUUUUUUUUUAUUAUCCUGUCUCCAUUUUUUAAUGGACUUAUAUUAAAGAUGUGUUAUACAUAUUUUGGGGAGCAGAUGGAUCAAGGUUUUUUCAUCUAUCAUAUGUCGCAUUAGCAAAAAUUUGAUACAUGUUCCAAAAGCAUCAGGAAAGGAGAUUGUUCUCUCUUGAAAACAUAGCUUACACAGCACAGGGACUUACUUAGAACAUCGUCAAAACGAAAUUCAGAGCCUGACACCAAGUGUACAGUUCCUAAUGUAAGCUGCCUUGUAGUAUUUGCAAAACAUCAUAUUCGUUUUGCCAUCAAAAGCAAUCAAGCUUAUUACCCAUGACCAGAGUCAGAAUCGAUUUUUGUUCAAACAAACAGGUUUUACUGUAUUUACGUGUUGGGGGUAACUAGCCAAGGAUGGUUUAAAACCAGAAAGGAACAAAGUAGAGAGAGAAAACCACUCUUGUGGCACUUCUUAAACCAACAUUUUGGACCAGCAAUGCCAUCCACUCCAUCUCUUUAUAUUUAGGAAGAAAUCUGAGGCCAGUGGUUGGAACGUGAGUGACCCUCUUCUUUUUCAGCUUCGUGGCAACUUAAUGCCAAAUAGUUCAAAUGUUAGGUGAAUGGUCGUUCAACUGGUAGUUCAAACUGGUUCAAAUGCUUGAAAAAUAUGAGCUGGGAGCAAAAUCUGGAUUCUGGAAAAUCCCAAACUGUCCUUCUAUCAUGUCACUGAGAAAAAAGCAUGGUUCUCCAUCCCCUGUAAGUGCAGGUAGUUUAAUUCCCUAUAAAAAGUUGCCAGUGCCUUGUUUGAGAUGAUGAUUCAUCAUCUCAUCUGGAUAUUAUUGGUUCCAGUUCAAAGCAGAGGAUUGAUUGGCUGCACUUUGAAGAAAAUCUUAUAUGUCUCUUUGAACUCAGGAAUAGAAAAUGACCCAAGGAGCACAUCCUAGAUGUGAUGUCUGCCCCCGCUGGGUAGAGCAUGUCGCACCAGAACAGAGGCAGAUGUGUGUUCCAAGUUCAGGUUUUUCUGGUCUCAGCCUUCCAGAAAGUGCCAUCACUUUAAUUAUACAUCUUCCACAAAACACCUUAGGGUUUGGUCUGUGGUAGGGAUGCCGAUGUGCUGCCAAUUGAAGUUAGAGUGUUUGUUACUGUCCCUCUUGAGGCAAGUCCACAGAUAGAGCAAAAUCAGGCUGGUGACAGCUGGUACAGAUACACUGAGUGGAAUGAGAACCACCUAGAACUUUGUGCACUUUUUUUUUUUUUUAAGCCAACAUCAAUACUACUUACAAGUACACAAAGUUGUCAACCUUAAUUUGGAUUAAGAAAGUUAAUGGUGUUUUCUCUGCUAAAGGUGUUUUUUCUUAUACGGUGACUGUGGCCAACAUCGAACUUGAACUUCUGCCCUUUGAAAGAAAGCACAGUUUGAACCUUCAACCCCAGCACCUCCAUUGACCACUGAAACUCUACGUCAUCUGCAAAGAAAACGCACAAACUUGGUCCAGUGUAGGAUUCUUCAAAAGUGGGUAACAAAGCUUGUGUGUUAUGCCCCUUGACGUGACUUAUGAAGAUGUUAUGCAAUUAAAUGCCUCGUUCUGUGUUAAUUUGCUGUUGCUGUUUUGUGAUGCAAAAUAAAUGUAUUUGAGAUUGUUUCAGUUUUUCACUGAACCUUCUCCAAAGCCAACUAGAGCCCUUGGGAAACUUGCAGAAAGUUCUUGACCUUAAAAUUAGUUUUUAAAAGACAAUAAGUAUCAAUCAUAAUGGGGCUUUUUAGAUGAGGUAGCAUUUGCCUUUCCCUUCCUUUGAAUGAGGAACUGGAGUUUCGAUUGCCCUGUUGGAAUCCUCGUGAAUUGCCAGAACUUUCUUCACUGGGCCGUUGGGUGCACUUUUUUUCUGUCCUUACGUUCGGUUUUCAAGGUUUCAUUUGAACAAAAACCUUAUUUUUAGAAAUGUGUAAUACAGAUUUCCAGGAGUCUUCACUUUUAUGUUUUCUGUUCAUCAGUUCAUUGGUCUUAAAUGCUCACUUGAGAGCUGUCCAGGUCUAUAUCCAAGAAUGUUGUUUAAUGACACCUGACAGAUACAUUGCUUUCAGAAAUCAGUUUGAGAUACCAAUUGUGGCAUCCCAGGCAGGGAGCUCAUGAGUGGUAUGCUGGAUCAAUUAUGGAAAUUUUGAGAAGAGGCGGGAUGGGGGGCUUACCCGCCGAUCAGCAGAAACCAACACACACCUGCUCCAGGUCCCAACUCUGAGGAAAGCAAACAUAUUUAUAAGAUAAAAUGAGCUGUUAUUACAGAGGGAGAAAUGCCGUGCUCACUGCUCUUGGUGAAUUGCCAGUUGCUAUAAUCCAAACCAAUUCAUCAUCAUUUAUUAAACAGUAAAUUCAUGAAGAAUGAUCCUGAGUGCCACUAAGAGUGCAGUCUUCCCUGCAUAGCAUCCCCUCCACACCAUCUCUACCUGCCAACAUUUUUCGGACAAAAGAAGAGAAUCCUGAUUAUGUACAGUAUAAAUUGUAUUAUAUUUUUUGUACUUAUGUUUUAUGUAAAUAGUUUGUCUCAUUCAAUUGUAUGUGAGCAUUGAAAUAAAUCCUACCAUUUAGGAAACAA
Molecule: messenger RNA, 11322 nt
Organism: Zalophus californianus (California sea lion)
Lineage: Eukaryota; Metazoa; Chordata; Mammalia; Carnivora; Otariidae
Gene: SEMA5A
Product: semaphorin 5A
Exons: 24
Coding region: 771-3992 (1073 amino acids)
Biological process (GO): axon extension; axon guidance; positive regulation of cell migration
Molecular function (GO): semaphorin receptor binding; chemorepellent activity
Source: RefSeq, a predicted model, not a curated record